Molecule: messenger RNA, 5396 nt
Organism: Neodiprion fabricii
Lineage: Eukaryota; Metazoa; Arthropoda; Insecta; Hymenoptera; Diprionidae
Gene: Duox
Product: dual oxidase
Exons: 20
Coding region: 269-4828 (1519 amino acids)
Biological process (GO): response to oxidative stress; defense response; superoxide anion generation
Cellular component (GO): NADPH oxidase complex; plasma membrane
Molecular function (GO): superoxide-generating NAD(P)H oxidase activity; heme binding; calcium ion binding
Source: RefSeq, a predicted model, not a curated record
GAAACCACAGACGAGAACCGAGCGUGGCGAACGGCGGCCACCAGCUUCUUCUCUCUCUAUUCGAUCUGAAAAAUUCCGUUCGAUAUACGAAAAAAAAAAACCACAAGGAUACUCGGCACGCCGCGUGUUCACGGAUUCAUCGCCGAUUUAUCGACUCUUUCGCCGACUCGCUUUACACCCUCCUGGAUCGCAAAUGACACCCGAGUCCGCAUCUAUCGGGACGAUUCAUUGCCGCGGCACUUUGUGAAAUGCUUGGAACCGACUUACUAUGACUUUUAUCAGGAACGAACACCGCCGGGGGUUCUUGUGCUCUUUUGUCCUUUACGGUGUCCUGGUAGCAGCUUGGAUAAACCCGGUCAUUAAAUCUGAUAUCGUCAGAUACAAUCACACUGAAAAACAGAGGUACGAUGGCUGGUACAACAAUUUGGCACAUCCGGAGUGGGGAUCAGUUGACAGCAGACUCAUUCGCAAGGCACCGGCCGCUUAUUCGGACGGAGUUUACAUGAUGGCUGGACAAGAUCGACCUUCAUCGCGAAAACUGAGCGAUCUUUUCAUGCAAGGUGACGACGGGAUACCAUCGGUCAAAAACAAAACCGCCUUGUUCGCCUUCUUUGGGCAGCUCGUUACUGCGGAAAUAAUAAUGGCCAGCGAGAGUGGGUGUCCGAUAGAGUUUCAUCGCAUUGAUGUAGAGAAGUGCGACAAGGUAUUCGACAAGGACUGCCAGGGCAACAAGUACAUUCCCUUUCAAAGGGCCGAUUAUGACAGAGAGACCGGACACAGUCCCAACAGCCCCAGGGAACAGAUCAACAAAGUGACCAGCUGGAUCGACGGGAGCUUUAUUUACUCGGGCAGCGAGGCUUGGACCAACACCAUGAGGUCCUUCAAAAACGGGAGCUUCCUCAUGGAGCCGAAGAAGCAAUUUCCGGUUCGGAACACCAUGCGGGCACCGCUGUUCAAUCACGCGGUACCGAACGUGAUGAGAAUGCUUAAUCCGGAGCGGCUUUAUCUGCUCGGAGAUCCGAGGACGAAUCAAAACCCCCCGCUCCUGGCGUUUGGAAUCUUGUUCUAUCAGUGGCACAACGUAAUAGCGGCUCGAGUCCAAAAACAGAACCCGGAUAUGUCGGAUGAGGAGGUUUUUCAAAGGGCACGAAGAGUCGUAGUGGGGACGCUUCAGAACAUCAUAGUCUACGAAUACUUGCCGAAUCUUUUGGAAGAAGAGCUGAAGCCUUAUUCCGGAUACAAGCCUGACCUUCAUCCCGGUAUUAGUCACGUUUUUCAAAGCGCUGCAUUCCGCUACGGACACAGCCUUGUACCACCUGGAAUUUACCGUCGCGAUGAAUCGUGCAAUUUUCGAAAGACCAGCAUGGGUCGACCCGCAAUGAGACUUUGCUCAACUUGGUGGGACUCGAACGAAGUACUGGCGAACAGUACGAUCGAGGAACUCGUUAUGGGAAUGGCUUCCCAGCUGGCGGAGAAGGAGGACAGCCUGCUCUGCUCCGACGUGAGGAACAGUCUCUUUGGUCCGAUGGAAUUUUCCCGUCGGGAUUUGGGAGCGCUGAACAUAAUGCGAGGCAGAGACAAUGGUCUUCCGGACUACAACACGGCAAGGGCGCACUUCAAGCUACCAAGGAGGAAGAUCUGGAACGAGAUAAACCCGGCGCUGUUCAACAAGAACCCAGAGCUGCUCAGGUCCCUGAUGGAAAUCUAUUCCAACAACCUGGAAAACAUCGACGUCUACGUCGGUGGGAUGCUCGAGUCGAGCGACGGGCCUGGAGAACUCUUCAAGGCUGUGAUUAAGGACCAGUUCACACGUUUGCGGGACGCCGAUCGCUUCUGGUUCGAGAACCUCGACAACGGGAUAUUCACCAAGAGUGAAAUUGAAGAGAUUAGGAGAGUGAAAUUCUGGGAUAUCGUUGUAAACACAACGUCGAUACCGCCGGAGGCUGUGCAGAGGAGAUUGUUCACCUGGAUGGAAAACGACCCCUGCCCUCAACCCUUUCAACUGAAUUCAUCGAUUCUCGAGUCGUGCAUGCCUCUGCAGAGAUACGAUUACUUCGAGGGCAGCGAACUCGUCUACAUAUACGCCUGCGUUUUUCUCGGAUUUAUUCCGAUACUUUGCGCAGGGGUUGGAUACGGGCUUGUUAAAUUACAGAACAGGCGAAGACGCCGACUGAAGAUUCUUCAGGAGGAAAUACAGAAGCGUAGCGACGGCAGAAUUUGCGUGGAUAAAAUGGUGGUGAGAGAAUGGUUGCACGCCAAUCACCGGAGGCUUGUUAAAGUUAAAUUUGGACCCGAAGCAGCCCUCCACGUGGUGAACAGAAAAGGGGAGAAGCUUCGGACCUUCAAUUUCAACAAUCUAAACUCAAUCACGAUCGAGGAAUCACAGGUAAUUAAUUAUGAGAGCGAGAACAGCCAUCGUAAGCCGUUGGUAUUGCUGCGAAUACCCCGUGACUACGAUCUCGUCCUUGAACUGGAUUCCUUAAGCUCGCGUAGAAAGUUCAUUGCGAAAUUAGAGUCAUUUUUAACGUCGCACAACAAACACUUUACGCUGAUGCGUACCAACCGUGAUAUAAUGCUUGCCAAAGCGGAAACUAAAGAACGACGUCAGAAGAAAUUGGAACAGUUCUUCAGGGAGGCCUACGCUUUGACAUUUGGUCUUAGACCUGGUGAAAAACGUCGCCGAUCAGAGGACAGCGACAGCGGAGAAGUUGUCACGGUGAUGAGGACGUCGCUUUCGAAGAGCGAGUUUGCCAGCGCUUUGGGCAUGCGGCCGGAUGCUGUGUUCGUGCAAAAGAUGUUCAACAUCGUGGACAAGGACAGCGAUGGAAGAAUUUCGUUUCAGGAAUUUUUGGACACGGUGCUGCUCUUUUCACGCGGCAAAACCGAGGACAAACUUCGGAUAAUAUUCGACAUGUGCGACAACGAUAGCAACGGCGUUAUCGACAAGGGAGAACUGUCGGAGAUGCUUCGUUCCCUCGUUGAAAUCGCCCGGACAACCAGCCUUAGCGACGAUCACGUGACCGAACUGAUCGACGGGAUGUUCCAGGACGCGGGCCUCGAGCGGAAGGACUACCUGACUUACAAUGACUUCAAGCUCAUGAUGAAGGAGUACAAGGGCGACUUCGUGGCAAUCGGACUAGACUGCAAGGGGGCGAAGCAGAACUUUCUUGACACCUCGACGAACGUGGCGAGGAUGACAAGCUUCCACAUAGACCAGCUUCCCCCGGAGGCUACGAAGAGUUGGGCGCGAAAACAGUGGGACGGGAUAUCGACGUUCCUCGAGGAGAAUCGUCAGAACAUAUUUUAUCUGUUCAUAUUCUACGUGAUCACGAUCGCUCUGUUCGUGGAGAGAUUCAUCCAUUAUUCCUUCAUGGCUGAGCACACGGAUCUGAGGCACAUAAUGGGCGUCGGGAUAGCGAUAACCAGAGGAUCCGCCGCUGCGUUGUCGUUCUGCUACAGUCUUCUCCUGCUUACGAUGUCUCGUAACCUCCUGACGAAGCUGAAGGAGUUCUCCAUCCAGCAGUACAUUCCGCUCGAUUCUCACAUCCAGUUUCACAAGAUUGCUGCCUGCACCGCACUCUUUUUCUCCGUGCUUCACACCGUCGGUCACAUUGUCAAUUUCUACCACGUCUCCACCCAACCGAUCGGCAACCUUCGAUGUCUCACCCGAGAAGUCAGCUUUUCCAGCGAUGCGCGUCCCACUAUCACCUUCUGGCUAUUCCAGACAGUAACAGGUUUAACCGGGAUACUUUUGUUCGUUGUCAUGACGAUCAUAUUCGUCUUCGCUCAUCCAACGAUACGGCAAAAGGCCUACAAGUUCUUCUGGUCCACUCACAGCCUCUAUGUUCUGCUCUACGCGUUGUGCCUUGUCCAUGGAUUGGCCAGACUAACCGGAGCACCACGAUUCUGGAUCUUCUUCAUCGGUCCGGCGAUCAUCUAUGCUCUGGAUAAGGUGGUCAGCCUGCGCACCAAGUACAUGGCCUUGGACAUAAUCGAGACGGAGUUACUGCCGUCCGAUGUUAUAAAGAUAAAAUUCUAUCGACCACCGAACCUGAAGUACCUCUCCGGCCAGUGGGUACGUCUCUCCUGCACGGCGUUCAGGACCAACGAGUUUCACUCGUUCACGCUGACGUCAGCACCGCACGAGAACUUCUUGUCGUGUCAUAUCAAGGCCCAGGGUCCUUGGACAUGGAAGUUGCGUAACUACUUUGACCCUUGCAAUUUCAACCCCGAGGACGAACACCCCAAGAUAAGGAUCGAGGGACCGUUUGGGGGCGGGAAUCAAGACUGGUACAAAUUCGAAGUCGCCGUUAUGGUCGGCGGUGGCAUCGGGGUCACUCCGUACGCCUCGAUGCUCAACGAUCUCGUCUUCGGUACCUCGACUAAUAGGUACUCAGGAGUAGCUUGCAAGAAGGUAUACUUCUUGUGGAUCUGUCCUUCUCACAAACACUUCGAGUGGUUCAUCGACGUUCUACGCGACGUCGAGAGGAAGGAUGUUACCGAUGUUUUAGAAAUACACAUAUUUAUUACACAGUUCUUUCACAAGUUCGAUUUACGCACAACUAUGCUGUAUAUAUGCGAAAAUCAUUUUCAAAGGUUGUCGAAGACCAGUAUAUUCACCGGAUUGAAGGCCAUUAAUCAUUUCGGCAGGCCGGAUAUGACGUCGUUCCUAAAAUUCGUUCAAAAGAAACACAGCUACGUGAGUAAAAUCGGGGUCUUCAGCUGCGGUCCUCGUCCUUUGACGAAAAGCGUGAUGCUGGGUUGCGACGAGGUGAACAAGGGGCGACGUUUACCGUACUUUAUACAUCACUUUGAAAAUUUUGGCUAGAAAAUUACGUAGUGACAAUUCGAGGCCGACUUUCAGACCGAGUUACCGUUUCGGUAUCUAUACUAUAUAGCUAUAAUUAUAUGUACACUGUGUACAAGCUCUCGCAUUCGCCGGUGUAAAUAUAAACGAAUAUUCGCGAAUAAUGAGCAUUGAGAUACAAGGCAUUACACAGCUUGUAUAAUUGCGUAUAGGCGAGUUUUUACAACUGCAGAUUUAUAAACAAAUCGCCUUAAUGUAUACACAGCUGGUUUACAUGCAUUGAUGCAUAUGUACAUACGUGUACAGUACAGUGAGAUAUAAUCGUAUAGACAAAUGCUCCUCGUGAUUGAAAAUGAUAAAUUAAAUAAGAAAAAAACAAAAAUUGUAUUAUAUAUUUAUGUAUCGUAUUGUGUAGAAAUUUAUUUGUACGUUAUAUAUGUAAUAUUAUUAUACCUCUAGGUCAGUAAUAAGUUAUUCGUUGAUAAUGUCUUCUGUUAUAUACCGUAAUAAUUGACCUAAAUUCCUCUCCGUCGUUUAUUCCUAUCGUGCCUGUCACAAUAGAAAAUAAAACGCGAAUUCUUAAAUCAUA